AUGAGCUACCAAGACUCUUACCUUCAAGACAAGAAGCGUAAAUUAUCUCAAGGUUUAGUUGAUGAAAACAUGAAGGAUAAGCUUUCUUACUUGACGGAAGAGCAAAAACAAGACAUGGAUGCCAUGAUGAUGGAAGAUGAUGAAUCUUAUGACGAAGAAGAAGAGGAAGAACAACAACCAAUGUCUAUGGAUGAUUUAGAAAGAAAGAAUCGUGCUUUGGUUGUUAUUGAAGAAUUCUUACAAAAUGAAAAUGGUGAAUUGAGAAAAUCUCUUAAGGAAAUGCAAAAGGAGAAUGAAGCUUUAAAGAAUGUUUUGAGAAAUGAUUUUAAGGUUAAUUACAAGUCUGGUGUUUGA
This is a messenger RNA of Hemisphaericaspora subhashii, 354 nucleotides long. It is a transcript of the gene BLP1, whose product is annotated as Blp1p. The record is from RefSeq and is a predicted model, not a curated record. The transcript has a single exon. Bases 1 to 354 code for a protein of 117 amino acids. NCBI's taxonomy places the organism in Eukaryota, Fungi, Ascomycota, Pichiomycetes, Serinales, Debaryomycetaceae.